AUGGGGACAAAAGACCGGCUUGAGAAAUUGGCAACUACAAACGAAUCGGAAAUUGGAAACAUUGGAGAUAACGGAAAACGGAACUACAACACUACUGCCCAUGAUGGGUCAAUUGUUUUUAUUGAACAAAAGAUGUACGAUGAGACCGACGACGACGAUAACACUAAUGACGACUAUAAUGAGACUAUUGAGACUAAUGAAGAUGAUGAAGAUGACGACAACAACAACGAUGAUAAAAAUGACGACGACAACGACGAUGAUAGAAAUGACGAUGACAAUGAUGAUGAUGGAAAGGACGACGACAACGACGAUGAUAAAGACGGCGACGAUGAUGACAACGACGACAUACACUGCAGCAGAUCUCCAGAGCGGACCACACCAACAUCAGUGCAACUCCAUCACCGAUCCUCACUGAUCGACGCGUUGGACCUGGCCGUCGAUCGCAGGAUCGAAGCUUUCUGCGGGCCAAUGCAACUACGGCAUAAACUUGCAGUUCAUAUCCAGUCAUCUCCAGAGAUCAAUAUUCUCCCACCCAAGUAUGGCGGAGUGAACACUAUCCGGCAAGUGCAAUCAAAAAUGACUGAAUUCCCAAGUGGACCUGCACGCAGAUCACUUUGGAAGAGGUCCAAAAGACGGGUCUGGAAAUGUUUCGUGAAAGUGGCACGUAGAAUAUGUUUCUGCCAAAGUAUUGUGAACGUGGAAUAAUUUAUGUUCAACCUUCUAUGCUAGAAUUACCAGUAGUUACCACAGUCAGCCUGCAGUAUUAUUGGAAUACCGUUAACGUUUCAGAUAGCUGGUUUGCACAUUUUUUAUUAACUUUUUUCGAACCUAUUGUUUUUUAAAUUACAACUUUUUUUAAUUCUUUGUAUUUGUGUGCACACUUUAGUGUACAUUAUUUAUUGCUUUUAGAACAUAUAUUUUUUUACCUCUU
Molecule: messenger RNA, 931 nt
Organism: Myzus persicae (green peach aphid)
Lineage: Eukaryota; Metazoa; Arthropoda; Insecta; Hemiptera; Aphididae
Product: pheromone-processing carboxypeptidase KEX1-like
Exons: 2
Coding region: 1-705 (234 amino acids)
Source: RefSeq, a predicted model, not a curated record